AUGGGUGUUGGAGUGCUCUGGUGGAGUACAGGAUCUGAAGAAGGAUAUCAUUACUAUUACAUUGACCCUACGUCUUUUGACGACCACGUGGAGCUGGUGGCGGGACAGGCACUGGAGGUGGUAAGCGUGGAAGGAAGGUGCGUCCUCGGCAGGCAGCUCCUUCGUCGUGAGAACUACUGCCUCGAGUACGGCGUUGACGGCUCAAACAUCCGCCCAAUCGUGUUGGUGUGUCCGGAUACGUGGAAGGGCAUGGACGUGCACACAGAGAAAUUUGGUCUGACCGCAGUUUUGCUGGGUUUCUCCUGUGCCGCUCUCUUUGCUACCGCCUUCUCCCUCAUCUCCACCCGCGUCAGAAGGGGCCUUGUAACCGUCAAAAAGGUCAACACGCUGGCGGGGAGGAUCCUACUGAGUUAUGUACUGGCCUACCUUGUGGCCUUCCUGCUGCUAGCUGUCAACAUGAAGGUGGAGGUGUCGCAGGACAACAUAGAGUGUCAAACCAUGGGUGAGUCUUCCUUCCCUCAUCUUAUUUUUCAUGAUACAUCCAGAUUGCUUAGAAGUUCCAUCCACCAGAUGACUACACGAGCUGGGGUGUAAGAGUGACUCGAGUCG
Cherax quadricarinatus is the source of this 609-nucleotide messenger RNA. The record is from RefSeq and is a predicted model, not a curated record. Lineage: Eukaryota; Metazoa; Arthropoda; Malacostraca; Decapoda; Parastacidae.